AUUUUUUGGUGUUGGAGUGUUUCGGUGGAGAAAAGGAGAAAAUAUCCAGAGGAGAAGGGCCAGACGUGUUCAAGAUGACUAAAAGACACAAGCAGAUAACUAUGUUGUAUGGCUCUGGCUUCUCCGGUGACAGUCGCGGCCUUUCCUGCUCCUCCUGCUGCUGCUCCGACAAACUCUGCUUCACGUUUCACCUCCACAAACCAAACCACUACAGAGCAGGAUCUUUCUCUUCCUCCUCAGAGAUCCGCUGUUGUCUGGACCUACAUCCUCCAUCAUAAGCAGUCACCCACUUUACUGCAUGUUGCCAGGUGCCAUGCUGCCCGCAGGCCGCCGAUGAGAAAACAUGUCGUCUGACUUUUGCUCCAGAGAUGGACUGGUGGUGGAGAGGGGCUCCGUGCCCCUGGACAUCGACAACGUCCACAUGCUUCUGCAGGUGGAACAAGAGCAGAUCCAGAAGAGGACCUUCACAAACUGGGUCAACGCUCAGUUGGCAAAGCGGAGGCCACCAUGUCGGAUCGUGGAUCUCUUCAACGACUUCCGCGAUGGCUCCAGGUUGCUGGACCUGCUGGAGGUGAUGAGCAACCAACACAUCAUUCGUGAGCGAGGCAGGGGCGUGUUCCAGCACAGGAGCAACAUAGAGAAAGCCCUCGCCUUCCUGAAGAAGAAAUCGAUUAAACUCGUCAACAUAAACAUUCCCGACAUCAUUGAUGGCAGACCGUCCAUCAUCCUGGGCCUCAUAUGGACGAUCAUUCUACAGUAUCACAUCGAGGAGUUGGCCAGCAGCCUGUCCUUUGACUCGCGUCAGUCCUCCAUGGAGUCUUUGGCCAGUCUGGACUCUCGCUCCACUCUGUCGAGCUGCCGCUCGGCCAGCAGCAGCCCACUUCCUCCCCGAGGCUCGCCGCUGCACGCGCGCUUCAGGGUUUCUGCCAAGAAGGCGCUCCUGCUCUGGGUCAGGGAGCAGUGUCACAGAGCCGGCUGUACCAUCAGCGUGAAAGACUUCAAAGCCAGCUGGAGGAGCGGUGUGGUCUUCCUCGCCAUCCUGUACGCUCUGAGGCCCGACCUGGUGGAUCUGUCCAAAGCCAGAACCAGGAGCAACAAGCAGAACCUGGAGGAAGCGUUUGGCAUCGCCGAGAGAGAGCUGAGGGUUCCCCGGCUGCUCGAGCCCGACGAUGUGGACGUGCGGGACCCCGAUGAGAAGUCCAUCAUGACCUACGUGGCUCAGUUCCUGCAGUACUCCAGGGAGCUGCCGCUGACGGAGGAAGAAAUGCAGACUCAGUAUCUGACGCCUCCAAAAAGUCCUUCUCCUGUCAACCUGCCUGUUCACUACACUCCUGCUAUCUCUGCUUCUCCUCUGCGACAGGCAACGCCUGAUCGCAAGGCACAGGAAGUGACGUGCUGGCUGGUUCAGGCCUACGAAGAGCUUCUGGAGGGAUGGGACUCCACCGAGGGAGAGAGCUACUCCGAGAGAUACCACGUUUUCCAGACGUUCCUCGUGUCCUUUAACGAGCAGCGACGUCCCAUCAUGCCUCUGCUGACGGCGAUGAGACGAAGCCCGAAACUGAGCAAGGAGCAGCAGGCUCUCAGAGAGGCCUGGGACGCGCUCACCGAGAAGCUUCGUGAGUACAAGAUCGAGUUGGACACGAGUCUUCCACCGCCGCUGGACGCAGUGGCGCGUUGGCUGCUGAGAGCAGAGGGCGCUCUGUCGGAGGAGCAGGGUGACCCUCAGGACCACGGCCGCGCUGCUGACGAAGCCCGGGAGAAACAGGAGCUGCUCAAGGUUUGCCUGGAGGAGAUGCCGCAGCAGCUCAAGACCUUUCAGUCCUUCCAGAACUUGGAUGAGUUUGGAAAUGUGAUUGUUCCCACUGACAAGAUAGACGAGCUGAAAAGAAGGUUCACCGGCGUGAGAGUCACCGCCAAGUACCACGGGGUCAAGCUGGAGUACCGGGAGCAGCGGCACACAGUUCUGGAUCUGUUGGGGCAGAUCAGGACCAAGCUCCGCGUUUGGAAGAGGCCGUUCAUUUCUCCGGAGGCCGUCAGGGUGUUGCUACAGGAAUGGCAUGAGCUGGUGAACACACAGGAGCUCACGUCACUGCUGGAAGCAGCUCUUCAUAAACUGAAAAUCAUUUCUGAGAAAUACUCCAGCAAAUCUGCGCUUGCUGCAGAUUAUCAGCACGUCAGUCAGCAGGUGAAGCAGCUGGAGGAGGACACUGCUGUGGUUCUGGAGGAGGUGACCGCCACCAAGGGCACCAUGGGCCGGGUGCUGUCGGCCUGGGACUCGUACAGCGACUGCCUCAGCUCCCUGCAGGCCUGGCUGGAGCAAAGCUCCGCCGCGGUGAUCCCUGGACACAGACCACCGGUGAGACCUGAGGCGAUGGCGGAGUGGGGCUCACGUCAGGCUCACCUGAACGAGGUGGGCAACUUCCUGGUCGAGUCGACCGACCCUCAGACCAGCAGGAGUCUGUCAGAGGAGCUGCGCAGGGUCAACAUGCACUGGGCCGACUUUGUCAAGAAAAACACAUUUGACAACGUGACGGAGCCCGGUGCUGAAGUCCAGACCAGACCUCAGGACCCGCAGACUCUGAUCCGAGAGGCCACUUUGAUCCUCAAGGAGCCUUUGGAGGCAACGGCAGGUCCUUUGCGCACAUACAGAAAAAGAUUACAGUUCAUCAUGAGGAAGCUAAGGGAAGUGGAUCUGGAAGUUCUCUCCUCAGAAUAUCCCGCAGAUCAGUUGCAGAAACUGAAGCUCGCCAUACCUGAAGUGAUGAAGACCCUGUGUGAGGCAGAGCAGGUGUGUAUGGAGCUGCAGCACAGUGUCUCGGGUCUGGAAAGUCGCCUGGCUGAACUCCUGCACUGGGAGACAGAGGCCAGAGAGCUUUACCAGCUGCUGAGGGCGGCAGAGCGACAACAGCAUCAGCGGGGCCAGGAUCCACGAGCCAGGAUCUUGAUUUCUCGUGGUCUUCAGCUGGAGGGCCAGGUUGUGACGGAGGAGCAGGACUUGCAGUUGAUGGUAAUGACAAAUCAGAAGAGUUCUCCCAUCCAGUACCUCCGUGCCACCGGUAUUCAGGACAGAGUGCGAGCAGCUGUUGCACAGUCACAGGAGGCUGUUGGUAUGCUGAGCAGCCUGGGAGCUAGAAGAGACAGAAGCAGAAGCCCCCCAGAAGAAUCCCCUCCACCAAAAGUUUUUAUCCAGGCUCAAGACAAACCUCAACAUCUGAGACAGUUGGACACCAGGCAGCCGACUCAGCAGCCUGAGUCAAAGUCAGUGUCUCAUCAACGCCACGGAACCUUUGUUCCCAAGAUAUUGGUGCAGGAAUACAGAGAGCAAACGACAACAUCUCCUCCAAUGCCGUAUUCCUAUGCAGACGCUGUGAAGCAAACAAGGACAAAGACACCACCAGAGGUCCAGUUUCAGCCCUGGUCAAUGACUGCUGUGUCAAAACAACAGCAAACUCAGGAACCACAGCAGCAGCAGGUAGAAGAACAGCUCUACAGACAAGAUGAAAAAGAGUUACAGCAGAAACAAUUCAAGCAAAAGCAACAGCAAGAAGUGGAACAGCAGGAACCGAUGCCACCGCAGCCACAAGAAUGGCAGCAGAAGCAGGAACAAAAGUUGAUGCAGCAGCAGAUAGAGAUGCAUCACUGUCAGGUUCUGCAGGGAAAAGAGUUGCCUGAGCCUGAAAAACAGCCUUCACUCCAACAGCCAGCUGUCGAGAACCUUCCUUCAACCUCCAAUGAGCUUCAAAGCAGAAAAGCUCGGGCCAUGAAAAACCGGCCUUGGCUUCAGAAACCAGUCUCAGAAGACCAAAAAGCUUCAGCUCCACAUCCGGAAGAGGAUUCUGCUCGGAAC
Messenger RNA from Solea solea (common sole), 3847 nucleotides. It is a transcript of the gene syne2a, whose product is annotated as spectrin repeat containing, nuclear envelope 2a. The transcript has 24 exons. The record is from RefSeq and is a predicted model, not a curated record. Gene Ontology annotation, molecular function: actin filament binding. Gene Ontology annotation, biological process: nuclear migration. The annotation marks the transcript as partial. NCBI's taxonomy places the organism in Eukaryota, Metazoa, Chordata, Actinopteri, Pleuronectiformes, Soleidae. Gene Ontology annotation, cellular component: cytoplasm; nuclear outer membrane; meiotic nuclear membrane microtubule tethering complex.